This is a messenger RNA of Leptonychotes weddellii (Weddell seal), 6181 nucleotides long. NCBI's taxonomy places the organism in Eukaryota, Metazoa, Chordata, Mammalia, Carnivora, Phocidae. The record is from RefSeq and is a predicted model, not a curated record.
CGCGGGCCUGAGCGGACGAGGGACGCGGCGGCGGUUGGCGGUGGCUGCUGAGAGUACCGCAAGGACUGUGAGAGGCGGCGGCGGAGGCACCCGCUGCCCCGGCAGAGACAGCGACAGCGGCUGAGGCGGCGGUCCGACGCGUGCUCUCUGGGCGGGGUGCGGCGGGGGAUGUGCCUGCCCGGGCCGGGCGGAGUCUCUCUGACAGGGCGGGGGAUGCGCGGCGGCCGCUCUCCCGGACCCUGAGGCUGCUGGGCCCACCCUCCUGGAACCGUCCGACCCUCGGUGGCCUCAGCCUAUGCUGUCUCCAGCGGCCUGACCCUGGAGCCGCGUGGGAGGUGGCUUCUGGCGAAGAGGAGGGGGCUGUGGUGGCCACCGCGGCGGAGCCCGAGUUCUUUUGCCACGAAAAUGGUUUGCACGGUCUCGAACACAUACUAUCCAUGCUGAUGGGACAGGGUCCAAUAUGAAUAUAAAUGAUGGAGGAAGACGACGCUUUGAGGAUAAUGAACAUACAUUACAUAUAUAUCCUGGGACAAUUUCAGAAGGGACUAUCUACUGUCCAAUUCCUGCCAGAAAAAACUCCACAGCUGCUGAGGUGAUUGACGCUCUUAUAAACAGACUUCAUCUUGACAAAACGAAAUGUUACGUUCUUGCAGAAGUAAAGGAAUUUGGUGGAGAAGAAUGGAUACUCAAUCCAACAGACUGUCCAGUUCAGCGAAUGAUGUUGUGGCCCCGGAUGGCUCUGGAAAAUCGCCUGAGUGGAGAGGACUAUCGCUUUCUUCUGAGAGAAAAAAACCUUGAUGGAUCAAUCCAUUAUGGUAGUCUGCAGUCAUGGCUACGGGUAACAGAAGAACGCCGAAGGAUGAUGGAACGGGGUUUUCUUCCACAGCCUCAACAGAAAGACUUUGAUGAUUUAUGUAGCUUACCUGAUUUGAAUGAGAAAACGCUUUUAGAAAACCUACGAAAUCGCUUUAAGCAUGAAAAAAUUUAUACCUAUGUUGGCAGUAUUCUAAUAGUUAUUAACCCAUUCAAGUUUCUUCCUAUUUAUAAUCCCAAAUAUGUCAAAAUGUAUGAUAACCACCAAUUGGGAAAACUGGAGCCCCACAUUUAUGCUGUGGCUGAUGUAGCUUAUCAUGCCAUGCUUCAGCGCAAAAAGAAUCAGUGCAUCGUGAUUUCAGGAGAGAGUGGUUCUGGGAAGACUCAAAGCACAAACUUUCUUAUUCACCACCUUACUGCUCUCAGUCAGAAGGGAUUUGCCAGUGGAGUGGAACAAAUUAUUCUUGGAGCUGGACCAGUACUUGAGGCCUUUGGAAAUGCAAAGACAGCUCAUAAUAACAAUUCAAGUCGUUUUGGCAAAUUUAUUCAAGUAAAUUACCAAGAAACUGGCACUGUACUUGGGGCCUAUGUUGAAAAAUAUCUACUGGAGAAGUCCAGACUCGUUUAUCAAGAGCAUAAUGAACGGAACUAUCAUGUAUUUUAUUACCUCCUGGCAGGAGCAAGUGAAGAAGAAAGAUUAGCAUUCCAUCUUAAACAACCAGAAGAAUAUCAUUAUCUCAAUCAGAUAACAAAGAAACCUCUCAGACAGAGCUGGGAUGAUUAUUGCUAUGACUCUGAGCCGGAUUGCUUCUCGGUGGAGGGGGAAGAUUUGAGGCAUGACUUUGAACGCUUACAACUGGCCAUGGAAAUGGUAGGAUUUCUUCCCAAGACACGAAGACAGAUUUUCUCUCUUCUCUCAGCGAUACUACAUUUGGGUAAUAUCUGUUAUAAAAAGAAGACAUAUCGGGAUGACUCCAUAGAUAUCUGUAAUCCUGAAGUUCUGCCUAUUGUCUCAGAAUUAUUAGAAGUUAAAGAAGAAAUGCUAUUUGAAGCGUUAGUUACAAGGAAGACUGUGACAGUGGGAGAAAAGCUUAUUUUGCCAUACAAGCUGGCAGAGGCUGUGACAGUGAGGAACUCCAUGGCUAAGUCUUUAUAUAGUGCCCUGUUUGACUGGAUAGUUUUUCGGAUUAAUCAUGCACUUCUGAAUAGUAAAGAUUUGGAGCAAAAUACAAAGACUUUGUCCAUUGGUGUUCUUGAUAUUUUUGGGUUUGAAGAUUAUGAAAAUAACAGCUUUGAACAGUUCUGUAUUAAUUUUGCUAAUGAACGUUUACAGCACUACUUCAAUCAGCAUAUUUUUAAAUUGGAGCAAGAGGAGUAUAGAACUGAAGGUAUCAGCUGGCACAAUAUAGAUUAUAUUGAUAAUACCUGUUGCAUAAAUCUUAUUAGCAAGAAACCAACAGGACUGCUCCAUCUUUUGGAUGAAGAAAGCAACUUUCCACAGGCUACAAAUCAAACAUUGCUAGAUAAAUUUAAGCAUCAACAUGAAGAGAAUUCUUACAUUGAAUUUCCAGCCGUGAUGGAGCCUGCUUUCAUCAUAAAGCAUUAUGCUGGGAAAGUAAAAUAUGGGGUAAAGGAUUUCCGGGAAAAAAAUACAGAUCACAUGCGCCCUGACAUUGUAGCUCUUCUAAGAAGUAGCAAGAAUGCAUUUAUCUCUGGGAUGAUUGGAAUUGAUCCCGUAGCUGUUUUCCGAUGGGCAGUUCUCAGAGCUUUUUUCAGAGCCAUGGUUGCUUUCAGGGAAGCUGGGAAAAGACACAUUCAGAGAAAAACUGGACAUGAUGAUACAGCGCCAUGUGCAAUUUUGAAAAGUAUGGAUAGUUUUAGCUUUCUCCAACACCCAGUCCACCAGAGGAGCUUAGAGAUUCUGCAGAGGUGCAAGGAAGAGAAGUACAGUAUAACCCGGAAAAAUCCCAGAACACCUCUUUCUGAUCUCCAGGGCAUGAAUACUCUAAAUGAAAAAAACCAACAAGAUACAUUUGAUAUUGCAUGGAAUGGCAGAACUGGGAUUCGUCAGAGCAGACUAUCAAGUAGCACCUCUUUGCUUGAUAAAGACGGGAUAUUUGCUAAUUCAGCUAGCAGCAAACUCUUGGAGAGAGCCCAUGGAAUUCUCAUGAGAAACAAAAAUUUCAAGUCCAAGCCUGGCCUUCCAAAGCUGCCGUUAAGAUUCAAUGAUGCCUUGGUACUUCGACAGCUUCGGUACACUGGGAUGCUGGAGACAGUUCGAAUUCGCCAAUCCGGAUACAGCUGCAAAUAUUCUUUCCAGGAUUUUGUGAGCCACUUCCACGUACUUCUUCCCCGAAAUAUUAUUCCAUCCAAAUUUAACAUUCAAGAUUUCUUCAGGAAAAUAAAUCUUAAUUCAGAUAAUUAUCAAGUUGGAAAAUCCAUGGUGUUCCUAAAGGAGCAGGAACGACAGCACCUACAAGAUCUGCUUCACCAAGAGGUGCUCCGCAGAAUCAUAUUGUUGCAGCGUUGGUUCAGGGUUCUUCUGUGUAGGCAGCAUUUCCUCCAUCUGAGACAGGCAUCCAUCAUUAUCCAGCGAUUCUGGAGGAAUUACCUAAAUCAGAAGCAAGUCAGAAAUGUAGCUGUGCAGAAGGAUGCUUUAGUUAUGGCUAGUGCGGCCACUCUUCUCCAGGCUUCCUGGCGUGCUCACUUGGAGAGGCAGCGGUAUUUGGAGCUCCGGACUGCAACCAUCAUCAUCCAGCAGAGAUGGAAGGAACAUUAUAGGCGGAGACAUAUGGCUGCUGUCUACAUUCAGGCAAGAUGGAAAGGCUACAGGGAAAGUAAGAGAUAUCAAGAACAAAGGAACAAAAUCAUCCUUUUGCAAUCAAUAUGUAGAGGAUUCAGAGCAAGACAAAGAUUUAAAGUUUUAAAAGAACAAAGACUGAAAGAAACAAAACUAGAACUUGGAUUGGCAAAUACUGAGCCAUCUGGAGCUCUGGAAAUUCAGGGUUCAGACCCUUCAGAGUGGGAGGAUUGUUCCUUUGACAACAGAGUAAAAGCUAUAGAGGAAUGUAAAUCUGUGAUAGAGAGUAAUCGAAUUAGCCAGGAAAUUUCAAUGGACCGCUUGAAAGAGUCCCCAGACAAGCGACAGGAGAGAGCCAGAAGCCAAAGUGGUGUAGACUUGCAGGAAGAAGUGAUUGUAAGAGAGAGACCUAAGUCCUUGGAGGAUCUCCACCAAAAAAAAGUAGGUCGGGCCAAAAGAGAAAGUCGGAGAAUGAGAGAACUAGAGCAAGCUAUAUUUAGUUUAGAAUUGUUGAAAGUUCGUUCUCUUGGUGGCGUGUCUCCUUCAGAGGAACGUAGAUGGUCUACAGAACUGAUGCCUGAAGGCCUUCAGUCUCUACAGGGUACACCUGACAGUGAAAGCUCUCAAGGAAGCUUAGAACUUCUGAGUUGUGAGGAAAGCCAGAAGAGCAAACUGGAGUCCAUAAUUUUAGAUGAAGGAGACUUGCAGUUUCAAUCACCUAAAAUAUCUAGCAGUCCAAAAUUUGAUUCACAGAACAAUGCCCUCAGUGCCUCAAGUGAGACUAACUAUACAUUGAUUGAAAAAGGGGCAUCCUCUGACUCAGUGUAUUUGAAGAAUGGGACUAUGAAGGAAAAACUGGUUUGCAGUUCUGAAUCUAUUACCUAUAAGCCACAGCUGAGAGACCCCUAUAUUUCAAAUAGUUUGCCUACAUUUUUUUAUAUUCCUCAACAAGACCCACUGAAAACAAGUUCCCAACUAGAUACAAGUAUCCAGAGAAACAAGCUAUUAGAAAGUGAAGAAACACUUUCAGCUCUCACUUUGGAUAUCAACAGGGAAGCCAGAAAGUACCACUUCCCAGGAGAAAAUCAAGUUGUUACAUCUUUGAAUACAGACUCUUCUAAUACUGUGCUGAAGAAGUUAGAAAAGCUAAACAUUGAGAAGGAAGAAAGGCAAAAGCAGUUGCAGCAACAGAAUGAAAAAGAGAUGAUGGAACAGAUACGUCAGCAAACAGAUAUUUUAGAGAAGGAGCGUAAAGCCUUCAAGACAAUUGAAAAGCCAAGAACUGGGGAGUCCUUCCUGGCACCAUCUUUCCAUCCAUCAGAGCAAAGAGUAGAGAGGCCAUCCUCUCUCCUCAUUCUGAAUACCCCAAAUAAGGAAGAACCGAAUGUAGUAGGGCCUCCAUCAGUAACUGUAAAAGAUGCAGCUCUUCUUCCAAAAGACAGUCCUUCUGCUCACCUACCCCAGAAGGACCGACCUGUCACCUUGUUCUUUGAAAGGAAAGGAGGCCCAUGCCAAUUUGCUACUACCAAGGAAUUAUCCAAGACAGACAGAAUGUGCACCCAACUGAAUGUAGCCUCUAAAGUUUCUAAUAAUCGUAUUUCAAAAAGAGAACACCAUAGACCAGCUCAGUCUUAUAGCCACAAAUCUGAUGACCCUUCCAGAGAUGGAACUACUAGGGUUAUUUUCUUUAUGCCAAAGGACAAUAUGAGUAUUUCCCUUGUCAACAAGGAAGCCUUAAACAGUGGAAAUCCUCAACUCCGUAAACAAGGUGAACCAACUUGGAAACCUGUGCAGUUAACUGGGCCGGGCCAAGGAGAGGUUGCCAGACCGGCCCAUAAAAAGAAAGCUCGAAUGGCGCGGACGCGCUCCGAUUUCUUGACUAGAGGUACUUUUGCUGAUGGGGAGGGGGAUACAGAGGAAGAUGAUUACGAUGACAUUAUUGAGCCCCUUCUCUCCCUUGACCAAGCUUCUCACUCUGAGCUAGGGCCUGCACCCAGCCUGGGUCAGGCCUCUCACAGUGACUCCGAAAUGACAUCACAGCGAUUUUCUUCAGUUGAUGAAGAAACAAAGCUUCAUAAGACUAUGUCUCAAGGAGAGAUUACAAAAUUGGCAGUGAGGCAGAAGGCUUCAGAUUCGGACAUAAGAGAAAGGAGAUUAAAUCAGAUGAGAGUGAAAAUAUUUCCCAGCUUUGGAUUUGGAUUCUGUUCUGAGUUAAGUGUUUUACAAAUGGAACUGGAAAAAAGACUUUCAGGAAAUAAUUCUGUUCCCUUGAAGACAUUAUAUGACGUUAUUUGUCAACUAUAUUUUUUCAUUCAGGUGGAAGAGCACAAUGGUCACAUCUUUAAGGCUACACAGUAUAGCAUCCCUACAUACUGUGAGUACUGUUCUUCUUUGAUAUGGAUAAUGGACCGAGCCUCUGUUUGCAAAUUAUGCAAAUAUGCUUGCCAUAAGAAAUGCUGUCUGAAAACCACAGCCAAGUGCUCUAAAAAGGACAAGAAACCAAGGUUCCGAAUAGAGGGCCACAUUCAAGACUUAGAAAAGUCAGCAAAACUUUUAGGAAUCUCAUAG